AAAUGGAAAAGCUUCGUUGUGGAAACAAAUGGAAAAGCCGAGCUUUUACAUUCCCACGAUGACCAACAACCUGAGGGCCAAAUUAGUAAAUGUACUGUACAACGUAAGGAAAAGUCCGUCAAAUCACUGUUACCAGUUGGGGUGGCGGGAAUGGCAUCGGCAUAAGUGUUAAGUUAUAAUUUAUUGAUAGGUUGAAUUUAUCGUUCGGUUUGAUUCGAAAAACAAGUUGAGUACAAACUCUUAAUCUCUAUAUAUGACACAAAACCCACACCUUUAUCUAUAAAAAUCCAACCCAAAAUCUUCUCUCUCUCUCUCUCUCUCUCUCUCUCUCUCUCUCUCUCUCUGCGUUGUCCAUGGCUACGACUCCUGCUUCCCAAGCCAGCCUCCUCCUCCAAAAGCAACUCAAAGAUCUCUGCAAAAACCCAGUUGAUGGAUUCUCAGCCGGUUUGGUGAACGAAGCCAACAUCUUCGAAUGGAGUGUCACGAUUAUUGGCCCACCCGAUACUUUCUAUGAGGGCGGUUUCUUUAAUGCCAUCAUGAGUUUCCCCGAGGAUUAUCCGUGCAACCCUCCUGUCGUGAGAUUUACCUCAGAGAUGUGGCACCCCAAUGUUUACGCCGAUGGAAAGGUUUGUAUUUCAAUUCUUCAUCCCCCUGGUGACGAUCCAAAUGGCUACGAGCUUGCAACUGAGCGCUGGAAUCCAGUCCAUACAGUUGAGAGCAUUGUUUUGAGUAUAAUCUCAAUGCUUUCAAGUCCUAAUGAUGAAUCUCCUGCGAAUGUCGAUGCUGCAUUCAAUGUUAAUUACGCGUGCUUGCAGAAACAAUGGAGAGAAAGUAGGGAGGAGUUCCGGAAGAGAGUAGGGCGGUGUGUCAGAAAGUCUCAAGAAAUGUUAUGAGUUCAUUACAUAAACAGAUAGAUAUCAUGCAGCCAGAUAUACUUCUGUUUGUUCUGUUUGAGGAAAUGGAGCUGUUUGCAACAAGACCGUGCUUGCGUCCGAUGAAACUGCUGUUGCUAGCAACUGGGUUCAGGUUCCGUCUUUGAGGGUCUGUUUUUGGUUUUUGUGUUUGUUUUUGUUUGAGUAAACUGCCGAUUUGCCCCCUAAACUAUCACCUAACUUUUGAUUUGCCUCAUGAACAUUUUAAUUGGAAAAUUAAGGACUUAAAACUAAUUUUUUUGGCCGAUUUGCCUCCUGCUGUUAAUUUUUCAUUCAUUCCAUCCAAAUUUCUGUUAAAUAGAAGCAUGUGCACAACAUGUAAGGGUAGUUCGGUCGCUUCAUUCUUUAAAAUAAUUGAAAACCUUAGAUUUCGAAAAUAUAAACCUAUGCAAAUAUGUGUGCUUCUAUAGCUUUUGUGUCUAAAGGUCUAGCGAAGUGAUGCUUUUGUCCACAAAGGAGAGUCACGUGGUGUACAUAUGAUACGAGUUAACGUUAAUUUGGAUGAAAUAUAUGAAAAAUUAACAGUAGAGGGGAAAUCGGCCAAAAAAAAAAAAGUUUAAAUCCUUAAUUUUCUAAUUAAAAAGUUCAGGGGGGAAAUUGAAAGUCAAGUGAUCGUUCAAGGGCAAAUUAGCAAUUUAGUCUUUUUGUUUUUGUUUUGGAAGUCUCAAACUGUUUGUUACAUUUACAUAUUUUCCGGUAGGAAAAAAAAGUAACUUUGUUUGGAAAGCCAAUAUGAAAUCAUGAUUGAGAUUGAAUGAACAAGUGAACGGUUUUCAAUGUGAGUUUUGGAA
Malus domestica (apple) is the source of this 1723-nucleotide messenger RNA. The record is from RefSeq and is a predicted model, not a curated record. NCBI's taxonomy places the organism in Eukaryota, Viridiplantae, Streptophyta, Magnoliopsida, Rosales, Rosaceae.